Salmo salar (Atlantic salmon) is the source of this 1977-nucleotide messenger RNA. The record is from RefSeq and is a predicted model, not a curated record. NCBI's taxonomy places the organism in Eukaryota, Metazoa, Chordata, Actinopteri, Salmoniformes, Salmonidae.
UGCAAAUUGAGCUACCCCAGAUAGUCUUUUUAUUUGACUGACAUAUACUUCCUCUAUUAAAGUUUAGAUAGAAACUACUUUACAGCCGUUUCAAAAGAGCAUAUAGCAAUCAUUGCAUGUCAAAUUUGAACUUACACCUGAUUUUCGGCGCAAUCUUCUAAAUCAAGAAAAGUUCAAUUGAACGGUAGCUAUGUGUAACAACAACAAUACCUGUGAAGUGGAGAUCCUCCAAGCCGUGGGCUACCUUCCUGUGUUCCUGGUGGGCUUGCUACUCAACAUGGCAGCUCUACGCGUCUUCCUUGCCAAACGAGCCAUGUGGACCGACACACACAUCUACAUGCUGAACCUCGCAGCGGCCAACUGCUCCCUCGUGUUCUUCCUCCCCUUCCGCAUCUACAACGCCUUCCACCAUCUAGACAGAACACACUUCUGCACCUUCCUCAUCUCCACACAUUACAUCAACAUGUACGCCAGCAUCCUCACCGUCACCGCCAUCAGCAUCCACCGCUACCUGGCGGUCAAGUACCCGUUCCACACCAGAACAUGGCGGUCGAAGAAGGUGGCUGCAGUGGUGUGUGGGACCAUAUGGGUCACCGUAGUAACGAUAUGUGCCGUGUUCAGAAAAGACAACGAUCCUCGCAAACUGGUUACGUGUUAUGAAGUAUCUCAAGAAAACACUUUGUCACUUGAGUUCCUUGUGGUUCUAGAGGUGCUGGGGUAUCUUCUGCCAGUUCUGAUUUUAGUGUUCUGUUCCACACAGACCAUAAGGAUUCUAAUGAAGGAGAAGGAUGAGGACACCACUGUGGAGAAGAGGAACAUCAUUGGCAUUGUAACAGCCAACCUGAUCGUCUUUGUGGUCUGUUACACACCCAUCCAUCUUGGGUUUCUGCUGAGAUUCCUUUCCAAAACAAAUACAUGGAAAUCUUUAAAAUUAGUGCGUGAUUUUUGGCUGGUUUGUGAAUGGAUCGCUACCACAAACUGCUUCCUAGAUUCCAUUAGUUAUUAUUUUCUGUUGAAACAGUUUUAUUUUGAAACAGCAGAUCAGCAGUAAACACACACGACCGACAAUGAGUCAUCAUACACCUCCCUUGAUGUUCUACACCGCCACAAUAAUGUAAUCAUGUUUUUGUCAACAUUUCUUUCAUUAAAAUAAUCUAUUAAAUGGAGUGUGUGUGUGCAAACGAGAGUACUUGCAUGCGUGGGUGUGUUUGUGUGUGUGAGAGAGAGAUAGAUGUGUCUGUGUCUGUCCGUUUGUGGUUGUCAAUGUAAACACAUAAUGAAUGUACCAUGAAUGAUAUAAAUAGACUAUUUACAUGGACAUGACCUUUAGUUGACCUGUUAGAUGGGCAAGAUAUUCUACUACAGCAGGUCUGGAGAGGCUUGUUUCAGUUUGCUCAGUAGGUGCUAACUUCUGUCUGUUAUGUCAUCAAAGCUGCAGUAUAAACUGGAUAUCAAGCCAAGCCAUAGAGCAGGGAUGGACAGCUCAGCAUCUUGAGGGUUCUAUGUGUGGGGCUCGAACACAUCUGAAUAAACUAAUUGCAGUCUAGAGACAACAAAUGUACUGUAAUUCAUUGAUUUUACUUAGAAUGGUUAGUGUAGGGCUAGAGCAAAAGCCUGCACACAUUAUAGCCCCCUCAAGGAUCAGAGUUGAUCAUCGCUGGCGUAAAGACAUAUUACUGUACUCAUGUAAAACAUAAAGGUGUGUAGAGUGAUUCAAGAAGCACUCUAACACAAAGGCAAUGCCCCAGCUGUUAAUGACAUCACAUCUGACAAGCAAUGAUUCACCACCCAAUCACAUAGGGUGUAUGUAAUUCAAUAGGAUAAUGUGGCCUCCUCUACUGGUCUCUUUCAAUGAAUCUGCCUUGACCUUAAAACCCAGGAUACAUGAGAAUGUGUUAGAUUCCAACUGUGAGCUGUCCACUUCUUUCAUAUCGGUACAUCUGAAGGUAAAGAGAUGAGAGGACGCCACGGUAGAAC